AUGCUCUGUUAAAGUUGUCUCUAGUAAAGUCAGUCAAGUCCAAAAAGUCACCAGCAGUGUGUACUGCACCAUGUGGUUACAUUCCAGGUAUUUUUGGCGUAUCACACGGAGCACUACAAUUCAUGGCCUAUGAGGAGCUGAAGAAAGGCUACAGUCAAUAUUUUGGAACACCAAUCAACAAGAAGCUGAGUUCAACUGAGUACCUUGUAAUGGCUUCACUGUCGAAAAUUUUCGCCGCAACAGCGACAUAUCCUUAUCAAGUGGUUAGAGCAAGACUUCAGAAUCAGUACACGAUGGUGGAAUACAAAGGCGCGUUGGAUGUGAUUAGUAAGACUUUCAGGCAUGAAGGAGUAACAGGAUUUUAUAAAGGAUUAAUUACCAGUGUCCUCAGAGUAACGCCAGCAUGUGCACUUACAUUUGUGGUGUACGAAAACGCUAUUCACUUCCUUCUGCCGGACAGAUGACAUCGACAGGAUAAAUGAUGGAAUCCGGCAACGGGAGACGAUGGGCAAUACUACAGCACUUGGUUUUAUUACCAGACUUUAUUCUGCAACAGUUCCGACUGAUUCAUUUAUGGAAAAAAAUAUAUUAACCGAGCGAAGUUAACCGCCCAGUGCGUUUACACA
Messenger RNA from Pocillopora verrucosa, 626 nucleotides. The record is from RefSeq and is a predicted model, not a curated record. NCBI's taxonomy places the organism in Eukaryota, Metazoa, Cnidaria, Anthozoa, Scleractinia, Pocilloporidae.